UUUUCACAACUCUGGCCCAGUUCGCUUAGGGAUUGUGUGGCUUCUCCCUCGAGGAUGUGCCAAUAGGAGUGACGAGGAAGUGCAGAGAGUUACAAAUAGGGAACUAUUGUGUGUGUGUGACGAUGGAGAGUGAGCAGGAGGAGAUGUACUCCAACUGGCAUCUCAUCCCGGAGCCAAUUCUCCUCAAGAUCUUCUUCCUGCUGACGCCCAGGGAGAUCCUGAAUGCUGGUGAGACAUGUCGUCGCUGGUGUGACAUCUCCAGAGAUGACUAUCUGUGGCGCAAGCUCUUCAAUCGGGAUUUCAAAGUCGACAGAAACAUUGGCCUGAAGCCAGGCGCCGAGUCAUGGAGUUCAGAGUUCAAGCGCCUCACCAACAACAUCCCGAUGGUGCUCACGGACGUCCUUACAGAGCACACCCACCAGGUGCUGCACGUGAGCUUCUCACACAAUGGGAAGUACUUCGCCACCUGCUCCAAGGACGGCUUUGUGAUUGUGUGGACGUCGUCUUACCCCACCAAGACGGUCUUCUCGCACAACAUGAAGCACUUCAGCUGGAAGUACACCCAGUACUCACAGUUCAACCAGAGUGACACACUCCUGCUGGUAUCGGGAGUUCACUUUGGCUCUCCACAAACGUCUUCCGGCGAGAUCGCCGUGUUCAGUGUCCAGACGGACUCACAGUUGCGCUGCCGGAUUCUCAAUCGUCCCUAUGACAUCUUUGGUACGUGGUUCAGUGAUCAGUUUCUCAUCUCCGGCGACAUUCACUGGCUCGCGCACCUCGUCAGCACUUCCAUUCUCUGGUUGAACAAGGCCAACCAGGAAAUCGACUCGGAACAUGUGCCAAUAAUGAACCAACUCUACAAGUUCUACAAUCGCAACGGAAGCUCCAUCAGAGCUGUGAUGAUAGCCAAUUGCCCGUGGCUGGAGGACGAAGAGACUGAGGAGAAGGGUGCCGGGCCCUCUGAAGUCUUCCUGGAUCCAUCGACGUCUGUCGAGGAGGACAAGUGCGCCGGCAAUCCGGUAUCACACACGAAAAUGGGCGGCCCCUGUCCGAGCACGAGUUCCCACCACAUGGACAGCGUGGACAUCCCUUACCAGCCGCUGGCCAAUCUCGACUACGCCAGUCCCAUUCACUACAGCGACGAGUUUCGGCGGGAGUACGAGGACAGCCACUGUGAUUAUCUCUCCGAUGACUGCUUCGAUGACGACGAUGAGGACUUGUUCGAGGAGGACGGCGAGGACUUGGAGAAUCUCUGUCCAAAAUAUUUGAUCUUCUCACUGGGCUCGAAAACUUACACGCCGCAUCAGAUUGGCUUCAAACGCAUUAAAAAUGUGAACUUCCCCAAGAAGCUCGAUCUGGGACCGUCCUUAAAGGAGCGCAUUGCCCAGCGGAUCAGGGAGAAGUUGGCCAAUGAGCCGAGAGUGGAGCAUGACUGGCAGAACUAUGAAGCAGUGGCGGAUAGAUUUGACAAGGUGGAUAAAUUGAUAGAUCUGCAUGGACAUAUCAUCGGAAUGGGACUCAGUCCCGAUCACAGGUAUUUGUAUGUGAACAGCCGACCAUGGCCCAAGGACUAUGUCAUCACAAAUCCCAUGGAACCGCCCCCGAUCGCCCAGGAGAUUGAUAUUCACGUGAUAGAUCUCGCCACUCUCAAGAGAGUGGGAACAAUGCUGAGAGCUCACAAGGCGUACACACCGAACACGGAUUGCUUUUUCAUCUUUUUGGAUGUCUGUGAAAACUACGUGGCCAGUGGCGCUGAGGAUAUGCAUGCUUAUCUGUGGGAUCGAUUCUACGGAGUCUGCUUGGCGAAGUAUCAGCACACUGAGGUGGUCAACAGUGUCGCCUUCAAUCCUAGGGACAAUGAAAUGCUUGUUACUACCAGUGAUGAUUACAAAAUCAAGGUGUGGAGAUCUGUGGAAAAAGCCAAAUCUCUCAACUUGGAAACAAAGCGUCGUGCAGUUGAAUUUAGGACACUUAUUAAGUAGGGAGUUGUUAUAGUAAUUUAAUCACUUAAUUCGUGGAAGAAGUACGCGAAAUGCCAAAAAAGUUCUACAAAAUUCCUUUGGGCCACGAAUUUGCGCACUUCUUUCAAGGGUUAAAUUCUCUAUACGUAUGUAAGCACUGUGCUUAUGACCGACACAUCAAUUCUGUGAAAAAUGCAAGACGUUGAAGAAAUCAAAAUUGAACAAAAAUAUCA
Phlebotomus argentipes is the source of this 2194-nucleotide messenger RNA. RefSeq names its product F-box/WD repeat-containing protein 5 (gene Fbw5). Gene Ontology annotation, molecular function: protein binding. Bases 123 to 1982 code for a protein of 619 amino acids. The transcript is spliced from 5 exons. Gene Ontology annotation, biological process: protein ubiquitination. The record is from RefSeq and is a predicted model, not a curated record. Gene Ontology annotation, cellular component: SCF ubiquitin ligase complex; Cul4-RING E3 ubiquitin ligase complex. NCBI's taxonomy places the organism in Eukaryota, Metazoa, Arthropoda, Insecta, Diptera, Psychodidae.